This is a messenger RNA of Jaculus jaculus (lesser Egyptian jerboa), 1470 nucleotides long. RefSeq names its product DnaJ heat shock protein family (Hsp40) member C5 gamma (gene Dnajc5g). The transcript is spliced from 6 exons. Bases 152 to 835 code for a protein of 227 amino acids. NCBI's taxonomy places the organism in Eukaryota, Metazoa, Chordata, Mammalia, Rodentia, Dipodidae. The record is from RefSeq and is a predicted model, not a curated record.
GCUGGGAUUAAAGGUGUUGUGCCACCACACCUGGCUACUACUUCAUCCACUCCCACGGAGCUAUUAUCCAGUGGAGUCCUUGAGCCCUCUCACCUGCAAAGGAAGUUAAUACUACGAUCUUGUGGGAGAUGACAAGAGGACCAACCAGAGCAUGUCUCAUGUAGACGAAGCGGCCCGCAGGCUAUCCAAAACUGGAACAAGCCUCUAUGCAGUGCUGGAGCUAAAGAAGGGUGCUUCACCUGAAGAUGUCAAAAAGGCCUACAGGAAACUGGCUUUGAGGUAUCACCCAGACAAGAAUCGAGGAAACCCUCAAGCAGCAGAAAUCUUCAAAGAGAUCAAUGAAGCUCAUUCUGUACUCAGUGACCCCACAAAGAAGAGAAUCUAUGACCAGCAUGGCUCAUUAGGAAUAUAUCUAUAUGAUCAUUUUGGUGAAGAAGGCGUCAGAUACUAUUUUAUGAUGCACAGUUGUUGGUUCAAGACACUUGUCAUCCUUUGCACACUGCUAACUUGCUGUUGUUGUUGCUGCUGCUGUUGUUUUUGCUGUGGAGCACUGAAGCCACCACCUGAGGAAAUGAAUAAGAAAUGUCAGACAAAUGUCCACACAAAGCCUCCACAUUCAGGUGCUGUCCCAGUGAGGGUGCCAUCUGCUGGACACAUCAAAGAAAGGAGCAAAUUACCCUGUCCUGACAUUGACCCUGAUUUGACUCCUCUUCGUGUAAGAAUCCCUUCAGAAGCAUUGAUGACAUUCUGUCCAUUAAAGGCACCACCUAUGCCCACAAUGGUACCACUAACCCUAGCCAAACAGCCUCACAGCUUCUCUUCUUUCAAGCCCUAGUUUUACUUUCAACCAUUGGAGGCCAUUUCUCACAUCCCUGUCUGCAUGAGGUCUCAGGCAGUGGUGGCAGACUUUUCCUGAGGGUUCUUUUUCCUGUGUCUGCCUGCCUUGGCACUGGAACUGAUGUCUGGUAGGUCCCUGAGACACUAAGAUCCUGAUAACUGAGAAAAGUGGAUCCUGGGAAAUGCUGUACCAGUUAAUCCUGCUAGCACCAAGAACUCAUCCCUAAGCAAUACACCUUUGGGAGACCUGAGGGAGGGAUAUCACCUUUGGGUACCCAUACCUCUGGCAUUGUAGCCUUAUUCCUGGGUCAACUUGGGAAAUGUAUGAGUACAUUUGAGGUUUAUUAGUAGCCAGUCCAUCUUGGCUUCCCCUUAGACUUCAGUCCCAUUGUGGCAACUAUUAUCAGCCUUGGUCCUGUAUGCUGGCCAUAGUCUGUGCAUCAGUGUUUCCAUCUUUCACCACAGUGCAGUAAGCUGGUCACUAUGUAACUUGUUCUUAAUACAGGGGCAUGAAACAAGUGAUGGGAAAAGAUUGUACUAUGUAGACUACUCUGCUCUUAUCUCUUUGAGCUGUCGACCUGACAUCCUCUCCAUUACCAUUUCUUUCUUCUCCAUGUGGGUCCAGAGCCUAAG